ACAGUACCUCACAGGUCUCUUCCCCCGAGCAGUGCAUUGCUGGAGCGAGGAGAAGCUCACGAAUCAGCUGCAGGUCUCUGUUUUGAAAAAGCAGAGAUACAGAGGCAGAGGAAAAGGGUGGACUCCUAUGUGACCUGUUCUUAGAGCAAGACAAUCACCAUCUGAAUUCCAGAAGCCCUGUUCAUGGUUGGGGAUAUUUUCUCGACUGCAUGGAAUCAGAAAGAAGCAAAAGGAUGGGAAAUGCCUGCAUUCCCCUGAAAAGAAUUGCUUAUUUCCUAUGUCUCUUAUCUGCGCUUUUGCUGACUGAGGGGAAGAAACCAGCGAAGCCAAAAUGCCCUGCCGUGUGUACUUGUACCAAAGAUAAUGCUUUAUGUGAGAAUGCCAGAUCCAUUCCACGCACCGUUCCUCCUGAUGUUAUCUCAUUAUCCUUUGUGAGAUCUGGUUUUACUGAAAUCUCAGAAGGGAGUUUUUUAUUCACGCCAUCGCUGCAGCUCUUGUUAUUCACAUCGAACUCCUUUGAUGUGAUCAGUGAUGAUGCUUUUAUUGGUCUUCCACAUCUAGAGUAUUUAUUCAUAGAAAACAACAACAUCAAGUCAAUUUCAAGACAUACUUUCCGGGGACUAAAGUCAUUAAUUCACUUGAGCCUUGCAAACAACAAUCUCCAGACACUCCCAAAAGAUAUUUUCAAAGGCCUGGAUUCUUUAACAAAUGUGGACCUGAGGGGUAAUUCAUUUAAUUGUGACUGUAAACUGAAAUGGCUAGUGGAAUGGCUUGGCCACACCAAUGCAACUGUUGAAGACAUCUACUGCGAAGGCCCCCCAGAAUACAAGAAGCGCAAAAUCAAUAGUCUCUCCUCGAAGGAUUUUGAUUGCAUCAUUACAGAAUUUGCAAAGUCUCAAGACCUGCCUUAUCAAUCAUUGUCCAUAGACACUUUUUCUUAUUUGAAUGAUGAGUAUGUAGUCAUCGCUCAGCCUUUUACUGGAAAAUGCAUUUUCCUUGAAUGGGACCAUGUGGAAAAGACCUUCCGGAAUUAUGACAACAUUACAGGUUCAUAAUACAGACAUCUGUGGAUCUGAGAAGUCCUGCAGUGAGGAAAUUUUUCCAAUAUUUUUCACCCUUAAUUUGGCCAUGGAAUUUAAUUCUUUCUUUUCUUUUCUUUUUUCUUUUUUUUUCUUUUUUUUUUUUUUUUUGAGACAGAGUCUCGCUCUGUCACCCAGGCUGGAGUGCAGUGGCACAAUCUCAGCUCACUGCAACCUCCAACUCCCGGGUUCAAGCAAUUCUUCUGCCUCAGCCUCCCAAGCAGCUGGGACUACAGGUGCGUGCCACCAUGUCCAGCUAAUUUUUGUAUUUUUAGUACAGACAGGGUUUCACCAUAUUGGCAAAGCUGGUAUUGAACUCCUGACCUCAUGAUCCGCCCACCUUGGCCUCUCAAAGUGCUGCCAUUACAAGCGUGAGCCACCGCACCCGGCCGGAAUCUAAUUCUUUCUAUGAAAACUUUUACUUAUCUGGAUCUCUCUUUUUUUUUUUUUUUUUUUGAGAUGGAGUCUUGCUCUGUUACCCAGGCUGGAGUGCAGUGGCGUGAUCUGGGGUCAAUGCAACCUCAGCCUCCUGGGUUCAAGCGAUUCUUGUCCUUCAGCCUCCCAAGUAGCUGGGACUACAGGCAUGUGCCACCACGCCCUAAUAAUUUUUUGUAUUUUUAGUAGAGAUGGGGUUUCACCAAGUUGGUCAGGCUGGUUUCGAAUUCCUGGCCUCAAGUGAUCCACCCGCCUUGGCCUCCCAAAGUUCUGGGAUUACAAGAGUAAACCACCUUGCCUGGGCUUACUUAGCUGAUCUCUUAAGUUUCUUUCCCAUUUUAAUAAUUUUUAAAAUUAUAAGUCAUAAGUUAGAACAUAGGGCUCCCUCUACAAUUUUUAAUAUCAGUUUUAGCUUCUAAUACCUUUAAAUCUGCUCUCAAGAGCACUCACACCUCCCCAUAAAAGGUAACCCUUUAGACAAGGCAUGGAGGGUCAUGAUAGAUUUUGCUGGUAGCCAUCACCCUCAUUGCUCAAAGGACCAAGACAGGUCUGGGGCUUGCUUGAGGCUGGGGUUGCUUAAAUAAAGGGAUCCCUUCCAAACUGAGACCCUUUUGGAAUCCUCCUUUCUUUUAGAAUCCUCCUCUCUGAAGGAAGAAGGUCAUGCUUCCUUAGGCCCCCAUAAGUUUUCCAGUGGACUAUAGCAGGGUUUUGUGCGGUCGAAACCAGGCUUUUCUUACUUGUGUAUGGUUCAUCAAUUUCUUUGAAUGACUCUUUAGAUGAGCACUUACAAGAGAAAUAAAUCAUACAUCUGCAAACUUUCUGAGGGCAUCUCAGAGCUCAUCUUGUCUAGGAUGAUGUCUUAGUCCCUUCCUGCUGCUGUAACAAAAAAUACCUUGACUGCGUAAUUUAUAAGAACAGAAAUUUAUUUCUCAUAGUUCUGGAGGCUGGGAACUCCAUGAUCAAGGCACCAGGAGAUUUAGGGUCUGGUGAGGGCUCACUCUCUGCUUCAAAGACGGUGCCUUCUCUGUGUCCUAACAUGGCAGAAGGGCAAAAAAAGAUCUAACAGACUCGCUCAAGCCCUUUUGCAAGGGCACAAAUUCCAUUCAUGAGUGUGGAGUCCUCAUGAUCUAAUCACCUCCUAGACACCCCACUUCUUAAUACUAUUACACUGGGGAUUAAGCUACAACAUAAAUUUUGGAGGGACAGAAACAUUCCAACCAUAGCAGAUGACAAAUAUAUGCCCCAUACUCAGUCAUUAUCCCUUCCUUCACUCUAGACAGGCACCACUAAUCUAUCAUGGGAAUCUUUCAUGUAGAGUGCAGACACGGCCACAGAAUCCUUCUCAACACAGUUCCCCAGACAAUCACACGCAAUGAGCCAAUCAGUAUUGGUACAUGUGUUGGAAUCUGGUGGCCAUCCUUAAUCUAGUCUAAAGUCUCAUUGUACAGAAAAGAAAACUGAGCCUCAGAGAAGUUAAAUGAUUUUCUUAAGAUCAUACAAUCAGUUUAGCCCUGAAAAGAGUCAGAAAUAAAACUAUUUUGCCUAUGGAUGAAGCCAAUUAGUAGAAAGAAUUAAUGUAGAACUUUCUGCCCCGCACUAGCGCUGUAGUCAGAAGAGGCCUAAAGCCCAGAUUUGUUCAGCUGUCUCUGGAUUUUCUAGAGCCAAACUCCUGCAAGAUCAGAAUCUACUGAUAAAUGUCAAACUCUUCCCCAAAGGAUACCAAGCUAGGCCACUGACAGAUCCCACAUCAUUUUCUGUGAUUUUCCAAAAUAACUUUCAGGAGCAGUGCCCAUGGCUGCACCCUUCUUUCGAUUUUUUUAAAGAUUCCUUUUCCUUCUCUUCACUCCUGCCACCAGUGACCUAAAGCUCCAGAAAAGUGACAAGUGGCAUCUCCUUUCUUUGCAGGGGAAAGGCAAAUUAUUCUAGAGCAGGAAGCAGUUCAGACUUAGAGCAAAACAAUUACAGUAGAGCCAUGGGCUACCCAGACCACAACGCUAGCCUUUGGUUAUCUAAGAUCUUAGAUAAACCAAAUUUGAAGUCCUGGAAUAGCUAACUUGUCCCCAGCUUGGGUUAAAAGCAUAGAGAUGCUGGUAGGCCUGGCUUUGAAUCCCCAACUCUGCCUUCUGCUACCAGAACAGCCUCUCUGAGCUUCAGUUUACUCAUGUGGAAAAAGGAUAAUAUUUAUCUCUUAAGAUUGUUGGGAAAAUUAAUGAGGUAAAUUGAGAAAGCACAUAAUAGAUGCUCAGUAAACAGUAGUUUUCAUUAGAAUUAUGAUUAACUCAUUUGUGUCAGGGAAACUAAUGCUUUCUUUCUGCAAGAAGUAAGAGGAGAACACUCGGGCCAUAGCUGUGUGUCCUGAACGUCUAGCGCAGGCUAGAUAUGACAUUAACAACUCAAUUGUUGGCAACAAGGCCCCACGAGGCACAAAGGCACGGAACUUUAGGACACUGCUGCCAUUGGGCUUUGGAGACCAGCCUUGCCUAAUCAACCAAGGAGAUCUCUUGUUUCAGGCUGAUUUGGGUGGAAGUUGUAUGGCCCCAGCCCGCAUGUUUACAUGCUCCAAAAGAGGAUGGCCACACAACUAAUCUCUCCUUUGUCUUUUCCCAGGCACAUCCACUGUAGUAUGCAAGCCUAUAGUCAUUGAAACUCAGCUCUAUGUUAUUGUGGCCCAGCUGUUUGGUGGCUCUCACAUCUAUAAGCGAGACAGUUUUGCAAAUAAAUUCAUAAAAAUCCAGGAUAUUGAAAUUCUCAAAAUCCGAAAACCCAAUGACAUUGAAACAUUCAAGAUUGAAAACAACUGGUACUUUGUUGUUGCUGACAGUUCAAAAGCUGGUUUUACUACCAUUUACAAAUGGAACGGAAACGGAUUCUACUCCCAUCAAUCCUUACACGCGUGGUACAGGGACACUGAUGUGGAAUAUCUAGAAAUAGUCAGAACACCUCAGACACUCAGAACGCCUCAUUUAAUUCUGUCUAGUAGUUCCCAGCGUCCUGUAAUUUAUCAGUGGAACAAAGCAACACAAUUAUUCACUAACCAAACUGACAUUCCUAACAUGGAGGAUGUGUACGCAGUGAAGCACUUCUCAGUGAAAGGGGACGUGUACAUUUGCUUGACAAGAUUCAUUGGUGAUUCCAAAGUCAUGAAAUGGGGAGGCUCCUCGUUCCAGGAUAUUCAGAGGAUGCCAUCGCGAGGAUCCAUGGUGUUCCAGCCUCUUCAAAUAAAUAAUUACCAAUAUGCAAUUCUUGGAAGUGAUUACUCCUUUACUCAAGUGUAUAACUGGGAUGCAGAGAAAGCCAAAUUUGUGAAAUUUCAGGAAUUAAAUGUUCAGGCACCAAGAUCAUUCACACAUGUGUCCAUUAAUAAGCGUAAUUUUCUUUUUGCUUCCAGUUUUAAGGGAAAUACACAGAUUUACAAACAUGUCAUAGUUGACUUAAGCGCAUGAGACACCAAAUUCUGUGGCUGCCAUCAGAAAUUUUCUACAGUACAUGACCCGGAUGAACUCAAUGCAUGAUGACUCUUCUUAUCACACUUGCAAAUGAAUGCCUUUCAAACAUUGAGACUGCUAGAACCAAGCACUACCAGUAUCUCCAUCCUUAACUGUCCAGUCCAGUGAUGUGGGAAGUUACCUUUUAUAAGACAAAAUUUAAUUGUGUAACUGUUCUUUGCAGUGAAGAUGUGUAAAUAAGCGUUUAAUGGUAUCUGUUACUCCAAAAAGAAAUAUUAAUAUGUACUUUUCCAUUUAUUUAUUCAUGUGUACAGAAACAACUGCCAAAUAAAAUGUUUACAUUUUCUUUCAUA
Homo sapiens (human) is the source of this 5313-nucleotide messenger RNA. It is a transcript of the gene LGI1, whose product is annotated as leucine rich glioma inactivated 1. Gene Ontology annotation, molecular function: receptor ligand activity. Lineage: Eukaryota; Metazoa; Chordata; Mammalia; Primates; Hominidae. Gene Ontology annotation, cellular component: axon initial segment; glutamatergic synapse; synapse. The coding region runs from base 210 to 1055 and encodes 281 amino acids. Gene Ontology annotation, biological process: positive regulation of synaptic transmission; neurotransmitter receptor localization to postsynaptic specialization membrane; signal transduction. The transcript is spliced from 8 exons. The record is from RefSeq and is a predicted model, not a curated record.